Rodentolepis nana is the source of this 1359-nucleotide messenger RNA. NCBI's taxonomy places the organism in Eukaryota, Metazoa, Platyhelminthes, Cestoda, Cyclophyllidea, Hymenolepididae. The record is from the annotation of a GenBank genome assembly.
AUGAAUCUAAGCCUCAUUCAAAUCCUGGAAGUGGACGAAAAGCGCCAGUUAAUAAAUACAAAUGCAUUGGUUAAUUUGGAUUGGAAAGAUCACAAUUUUGUGUGGAAUCCUGAAGAACAUGGAAAUGUUACUUCACUUCUACUACCAUCAGAAAAUAUUUGGACUCCUGAUUUGGUUUUAUACAAUAAUGCUGGUGGGGACUGGGAUUUGGUGAGUUCCUCUUCAACAAAGGUUUUUGUUAACCACGAUGGAACGGUGAUAUGGCGUCCACCCAUCAUUUUCAAUAGUCAGUGUGAAAUCAAUGUGGAGUAUUUUCCUUUCGAUAUGCAGAAUUGUUCAAUGAAAAUCGGUGUCUGGACAUAUCACGGACUACUCAUAGAUCUACGUCACACAAGUCAAAGGGCCAAAUCCCAACCCUCAUUUGAUAACUGUCGAAGUCGGAUUGAUCACGCAAUCGAUUUGUCCAUGUUUACUGUAGAUGUUCAGUGGGAUCUUAUUGGGGUCUCUGCAAGUCGAAACAUUGAAUUCUAUCCAUGUUGUCCAGAGCCCUAUUUGGACAUUACCUUUCACAUAAUUCUUCGCAGGAAACCCCUCUUUUUUGGAGUCAACGUUAUCUGCCCAUGCAUGUCAAUCUCAGUUUUGACUGUCUUGGUGUUUUAUUUGCCCGCUGACAGCCGGGAGAAGAUUUGUCUGAGUAUUUCUACCCUAAUAGCACUCACCGUCUUUUUUCUCCUUGUUUUUGAAAUUUCACCACCUACUAGUUUGGUGGUGCCACUGAUUGUUAAAUUCCUUCUCUUCACUAUGGUAUCAAUUAUCUUGUCAACAGCCGCCACGGUAGUGGUUUUGAAUGUGGCUACGCGAUCACCAGAUACUCAUAGAAUAUCUCCAAGGAUCAGAAAAAUUUUCAUUGAAACUCUUCCAAAGUUACUCCUAAUCAAAAGAUAUGAUGGACAAGACAUCCACAUAAGCCCUGAGAAUUCACGAAAACUGAUUCGACCACUUCAAAGGAACAACACAAUCGAUUCGUUUGAAAGCAUUCCUAGCGUCAAGACGAGUAUUCCGGAUGAGAUUUCUUUUGAUCAGCUAGAAAAAUCUCUUGAUAAAGUCCAAAAAACUAUUGCCUAUUUUCGUCGACAAGAAGAGUGGAAUAAGAUCCGAUCAGAGUGGAAAUACGUUGCUUUUGUAAUAGAUCGGUUACUUCUUUGGAUAUUUAUUGGAACAACUGCGAUUGGUAUUAUACUUACCUUUACUCAAGCUCCCACGUUGGGUUUCAACGCAGGAGCCCUUACUUCUUCAUCGAAUCCUUCAGUUGAUGCUAUCAAUGUUACUCGCCUCUCCUGUGAGACGAAACUUGUUUAG